Messenger RNA from Pseudozyma hubeiensis SY62, 2778 nucleotides. RefSeq lists its product as hypothetical. The transcript has a single exon. Lineage: Eukaryota; Fungi; Basidiomycota; Ustilaginomycetes; Ustilaginales; Ustilaginaceae. Gene Ontology annotation, molecular function: transcription cis-regulatory region binding; metal ion binding. The record is from RefSeq and is a predicted model, not a curated record. Gene Ontology annotation, biological process: positive regulation of transcription by RNA polymerase II. Bases 1 to 2778 code for a protein of 925 amino acids.
AUGAACACCUUGAGGCCUACGUCCAAGUCUACAUCCACAGAGGGAAGUGUGAAGCCACAACACUUCGAUACAGCCGACCACGCCCCGAAGCGUCGAAAUGCCGGGCGUGGCAACAUGCAUCACGCUCGCAACGAUGUCAGCGUCCACCAGCAGCCAAAGCGCGGUGGACAGAGCAUGAACCAUUUGCUCUCCUUCACCCUACCACCUCGAAGUCGCCCACCGCUCGCCGGACCUGCUCGCCGAUCGCGUAGAGGUGCCGCAUACACGCCUUUCAACAAGGAGCGCUACGUCAAUGCGCAGUAUCGCUUCCUCGUCAAGCCAACAGGCGACUAUACAGCCUACUUCGCCGACCCGGAUAUCUACCUCAACUGGGCCGACAUCCUCCAGGUGGUCAUCCCGACGUCUUCCGCUCUUGCUGGUGUUGCUUCAUCUGCACCUAUUUCAGAUCAACCCCUCGAGCCGGCGCAUGAAGGAGCCGCAUGUCCAAUCUGCCUUUCGCCACCUACCGCGCCCCGCAUGACCAAGUGCGGGCACGUCUUUUGCUACCCCUGCAUCCUUCACUAUCUAACGAUCAAGGAGGAGAAUAACAGCAGACCGACCGCCCCGGCCCUGCAGCAGCCGACGCAAAAGUGGCGACGAUGCCCCAUUUGCUGGGAUGCGGUGUAUGCGCGCGAUCUCAAGGCAGUGCGCUGGUGGGACGCAAAGGCCGCGGCUCGUGAGCACGAGAACAAGCUGCAAGAGCAACACGAUCUCGAACGAGCUCGGCGCAUCAGCGAGCUCGACGAAGACGGCCAUGAUGCGUCAGGUGUCGUUCUGAGCGACGACAAUGCACCAAGCCUGACCCAUCAUCAUCCAGACAUGCUUGCACUGCGUCUCGUAGAGCGGCCCAACGUGACCACGCUGGCAUUACCCCAGUCAGUGACAUGGCCCGCUUCCGAGCUCGACCAUCCGCUGAUUGCAGUCCACUCGGCGCCGUGGCAUUUUCAGCCCGACGUGAUGGGCUUUGCCAAAUUCAUGCUGGCCACGCCCGAUCUGCUCAUCGAAUCACUCGAGAAGGAUCUACAGGAGUUGGACGAAGAGAUCGGCGUAUUGAAGAGCUUCGGUACAGACGCGAGCGGGCUUCAAUUCGUGGCGCUGGCGCAGAGGAAGGUCAAAGAACAGAUGCAGAAGGUGCGAGACGAGCUGGAUCUGCCGAUCGUCCGCAGCUCCAUUGGACAGGCGCGGAACGACCUGAAGGAACACCAAGCGGCAUUGUCAGGGCAGCUGCAGCGCACGGACCUCAGCCGACGUCAGCGUAAGCGCAUGGAGCGUUCGCAAACCGACGAAGAGCCAGAGUCGACGGCUUCUGUCAGCAGAGGCGACAUCAGUGCAGUUCAUGACGGCACACCCGAGGCUGCAUUGGGAGCAGAAGAGUUUUUGGCGCUUCGGACGCAGACGCAAGGUGGGUUCAUGGGCCGUGCUUCGUCGGACGGCGGAGCGAAAGCAAACAAGGACGACGCGGCAUCGCAAGGAACGAUCGACACCGCUCACAAGACAGGACCGGCUCGCCAGCCCAAAGCACGCAAGAACGUUAAUCCGCCGCAGCCUGAGUCGUCCUCGUACGUGUUCUUCCAAGCAGCGUCCGGCCAGAGCAUCUUUUUGCACCCUCUCGACACCAAGAUUCUGCUGUCGCAUUACGGAGCAUACGCCAACCUUCCGCGGAACCUUGCGGUCAAGGUUUCCGGGGCAGAUGAGGGUAGCAUGAACGAAGAGCUGAGAAGGAGGUGCAAGUACCUGACUCAUCUUCCGAUGGCCGCUGACAUCGUAUUCAUCGAGGUGGACUGGGAGAGCAUGAAUCUGAUCAGCAAGGCAACGUUACGCCCGUACGAACAAGCCUUGCGUCAACGUCGCAACCGAAGGCGAGACAAGGAGCGUCGCGAAGAUCGAGCCAAAACACGGGCAGAGGAGGCGGAGCUCGUCUCGAACCAAGGCGGACCGGCCGCAGCUGCCGCAUAUCGAAGACAGCAGGAGCAGCUCGCCGCCUUCACGAGCGAGGCGAACUUUCCAUCGGAUGGACUGUCGCGCAGCUUUGAGAACGGUCGUACUGGCGGUGGAGCCGGGAGCGCCGUCGAGGGCGGAUAUGCCUCUGGAUCGUCGCCAAGCUUCCGCGAAUCGGCCAUGUUUGGCGCCGAGCGCGAGUUCCCGCUGCAUCGCGGUACCGCCGAGACGGAAGACUUCCCAGACUCGUUGCGUGGCACACGUGAUGGCUUGGAACGGGUCUCGAUCUCUUCUGACGAUCAAGCGGAGCGACGGGUCGAGCAGAGCAGUCAGAGAAUGCCUGCGCGAGGAGCGGCACCUGUGAAAAAGACGGUGUGGGGCACACCUGCCACCAAGGCGAGCUUUUCCAACGCAAUCCAGGGACGCGGUUCUGACGCUCAUGGCAUCUGGGACGACGAUAUGGAAGACGCAUGGCACGAGCUGGAAGAGGACUACAUUCUCGGAUCCACUGGAUCUGGUCGAAGACCUACAGGUGCUGUGAGGGAAGGCCGCGGACUCAAUAGACAGGGUCGUUCCAGCAAUGGUACUGCCGGCGGCGGCGGAGUUGUUGCCAAGGGGCCAACUGCAUGGGGAAACAACGCUGGCUCCAAAGAGGCUGGACAAGAAGCGACCAGGGAGGUCGCAGUGUCGACGGCUUCUACCGACGCAGCGAGCUCCGAUGCGGCAGCUGGUGCGAAAUCGAAACGUGUCAAGAAAAAGCUCAUCCUCACUGGCGGCGGCGGUGGACGUGGUUCACGCUGA